Molecule: messenger RNA, 4590 nt
Organism: Alosa sapidissima (American shad)
Lineage: Eukaryota; Metazoa; Chordata; Actinopteri; Clupeiformes; Clupeidae
Gene: ehd4
Product: EH-domain containing 4
Exons: 6
Coding region: 700-2340 (546 amino acids)
Biological process (GO): endosomal transport; endocytosis
Cellular component (GO): cytoplasm; plasma membrane
Molecular function (GO): protein binding; GTP binding; calcium ion binding
Source: RefSeq, a predicted model, not a curated record
UCAGUGUAGGGCUGCUACAGUAGCCUAGGCUAGUUGGCGCGUCGUGUUAUUCUGCUGACUAAUAAACAUAGGCCUAUGUGACAUUCCUACUUCUUUACAAUAAUCAAAAAGCAAACUUGCACGUUUUCAACAGAUUUUUCCCUAUGCUUGUGAUCAGCAAACGAGUAGUCUACACUGAACGAUAAAAUCGAAAAAUGUUAAAUCGAUGCAUACCUUACUGCAGAGAAAUCUAAAGAGCGAAGCAUAUAGCCUACUCAACAUAUUAUGCUUUGAUGUUUUUUUUUUUUUUGACCUACUCGUGUAGGUAGCCUAUUAACUAGCUUUGACUUCUCUACAUUCUGUGUUUAAAACAUUUUACCAGGUUAUUCUCGACUACGCGCACCACUUCAUCUGGGGCUGCCCUCUGAAACUGUCCAGUAAUUUUCCUCGUAGCAUGUUCAGAUGUUACGUCAUAGGAAGGGUGGUGGUUCAGGCAAGAAAUUCAGGUGAGACUCAGUGCGCACACGCAUCCCAAGGCGACAUAACGGAGUGUCUCUCUGGUACAACACAAGGGUCUGUUGUAUGUGCCACGUUACGCAUCGGCGCCGGCGGUUAGGCUUGUUGGGCAGCCUACAAUAAUCUUUAACGUCGCUUUAAAGCUAGGGCUUGGGGAAAAAGGGAAGUUGUGUAGGUCCUCAACCAGGUUUUGAGAGGAUCAUCAUGUUUAGUUGGGCUUCCAAGGAGCAAGGAGGACGAAACAAGGAGGGAGACAUGUUUCAAACUGUGACAGAGGGUCUUCAAAGCCUUUACACCAGAAAAUUACUACCCCUUGAAGAAACCUACCUUUUCCAUGACUUCCACUCGCCUGCACUGGAGGACGCGGAUUUUCAGAGUAAACCUAUGGUGUUACUCGUGGGACAAUACUCAACCGGGAAGACCUCAUUCAUAAGGUAUCUGCUGGAGCAGGACUUUCCUGGCAUGAGGAUUGGACCAGAGCCCACCACCGAUGGCUUCAUUGCCGUCAUGUACGGGGAGAACGAGGGUGUCAUCCCGGGUAAUGCCCUGGUCGUGGACCCCAAGAAGCCAUUCCGCAAACUCAAUGCCUUUGGAAACGCCUUCCUCAACAGGUUAAUCUGUUCCCAGAUGCCCAAUCAGGUGCUCCAGAGCAUCAGCAUCAUCGACACACCAGGCAUCCUGUCAGGAGAGAAACAGCGCAUCAGCAGAGGCUACGACUUCUCCGAGGUGCUGCGCUGGUUCGGAGAGCGCGUAGACCGCAUCAUCCUGCUCUUUGACGCGCACAAGCUGGACAUCUCCGACGAGUUCUCCGAGGCCAUCAAGGCGCUGCGCGGCCAGGACGACAAGAUCCGCGUGGUGCUCAACAAGGCCGACCAGGUGGACACGCAGCAGCUGAUGCGCGUCUACGGCGCCCUCAUGUGGUCGCUGGGCAAGGUGAUCAACACGCCCGAGGUGGUGCGCGUCUACCUGGGCUCCUUCUGGGCCAAGCCGCUCCAGAACACUGACAACCGGCGCCUGUUCGAGGCCGAGACACAGGACCUGUUCCGCGACAUCCAGAGCCUGCCGCGGAACGCCGCCCUGCGGAAGCUCAACGACCUCAUCAAGAGAGCCCGUCUGGCCAAGGUGCACGCCUACAUCAUCAGUUACCUGAAGAAGGAGAUGCCGUCGCUCUUUGGGAAGGAGAAGAAGAAGGAGGAGCUGAUCGCUCGUCUGCCCGAGAUCUACCUCCUGCUCCAGAGGGAGUACCACAUCUCGCCCGGAGACUUCCCCAACGUCACCAAGAUGCAGGAGCAGCUCCAGCACUACGACUUCAGCAAGUUCCCGUCGCUGAAGAUCAAGCUGGUCGAGUCUGUGGACAAGAUGCUGAGCAACAAGAUCUCGGGCCUGAUGACGCUCAUCCGUGAGGAGGAGAGCAAGCAUCCGGCCAAGAUAGUGUCAGGCGGCGCCUUCCAGGGCUCCGAGGACAGUCCGUUCGGCCGCGGCUAUGGUGAGGGCAUCAGUGCUGGUGCCGACGCCGAUGAAUGGAUCGUCCACCGCGACAAGCCGCGCUACGACGAGAUCUUCUACACGCUCAUGCCCAUCAAUGGCAAGGUGACGGGCGUUAACGCCAAGAAGGAGAUGAUGAACUCGCGCCUGCCCAACACGGUGCUCGGAAAGAUCUGGAAGCUGGCUGACUGCGACCACGACGGCAUGCUGGAUGACGAGGAGUUUGCUCUGGCACAGCAUCUCAUCAAGGUCAAGCUGGAGGGCUACGAGCUGCCCAAUGAGCUGCCCGAGCACCUGGUGCCGCCCUCGCACCGCAAGGACCCCACCGCCGACACCCUGUAUAACCACCAGGAGGACUGAUGCAUGCUGGGUCGGCAGAACCGAGAGACUCUUCUUGGCCCAUAGCCUUCACAGCCUCUGCACUGUGGAACUGUUCACUUAUCAUUGUUUAUUUUAUAUAGGUCAAAUGCAGUUGAUUUUAUGUAGUAUCUAUUUUUCUUUUGCUCCUUUUUGUAUACUGUUACUGUAGAAAGUGAUAUUUUUACAUCUGUCACAAUUGCUCGCUGGAUGUGGUGCGUUACUGAAGGUGAUUAGGCAGAUCGGCUCAACAGAUGCCCCCGGGCAGUGUGCUGGCCCUGGUCUGGUGAUGGUGAUAUUUGCCUUUCCUCUCUGAACUCUGAGCUCGUUCGAAGAGCCAACCAAAUGCUUCAGAAGCUUCCCAGGCCAGACUGGGUGCAGUCUUAGAGCGUUAUUUGAGUGGAGAACACAACCUCAUGACUCCUAGAGUUUGUUCUUGCAUUGUGUCAGGCAGGGCAGAGCUGUGUGAGCCCUGUGUCAUAAGACAUGCUGCAGCUCCAGAGGCUUGCUACUUUGGCCUGCAUUCAUUUCAGUUUUAAAUGACGAUACAUGUCAUACAUUAAGUAAUAGAUAAUAUAUUAGUAAUUAAUACUAAAUAUAUAUCAGUUAAAAAAUACUUUGUUUAUAUUUUGCUGUUUAGCAUUCCAUUGUUAAAUGUCCCUCUGAAAUGGUCAAUUUCAUGUAACAAAAUAGAUGACAGACACAACACUUUAGUGCACUCAUUGUAGUUUACACAUUUGCCUUAGUCCGUUGCUCUAAUUUCAUUCCAAAGCAAAUUCUGCAGUAAAAACCAAAGACAGAGAAAAAAUUACAAAAAUUGUUGUUACAAAAGUCAGAAAUGUUGUUACAAAAAUUGUUGUUACUAAAGACAGGGAUUUGUUGUUACAAACACAAGGCUGAAUAAGAACAUUUUAUUUCAUUCUAACAAAAGAUAUUUCAAAGGUCAAUUGCAGUCAUUUCUUCAUUUUGUACUUAAUUGACGCCUAAAUACAUUAUGUAUAUAAAUUAUAUGAUUAGUAAAUAUAUACAUUUGGUAAUGUAUGAAUUUUAAGAUUAAAUUUGUCAUUCUCUCCUUUGGUCAUUCAUGGGGGAGUGCUGGUCAACCAGACGCCCCACUGGGUGUCUCAUUUCCUGUACAGAAAAUUGCUGACAGUUUAAGAUUUAUAAGGAAACUGAAGUUCCACUUCCAUGUUCUAGGAAAGAAAACACAGACCUGCUCUAAUACAGACAUGAGCCUUUUUGUUUACUUUGUGAGAUUUUUUUUUCUCUUUCAGUUCUUUUAAUACAACUCUCAUUUCUUGAACAAGUUAGACGUCAUACUACAGGCGAUGGGCUCAAUUUAGUUAAACUCCUCUUAAAAAUAACUCACAAAAAGAAUGCUUUGAACCCUUCGCUGUGUGACGUGACGACCUGAGACAAGCUCAGAGCUGACUUAGAGAUGUGACGUAUAUAAAGGGAAAAGGUUUAUCUCCCCUCUAGCACUGUGACUGAGACCCCAAGCACUUUCAGUAACACCUUCACACAUGUGCAUCUACUCUGCUGUUGCCAAAGUUAUAAGUGUGUUAUAAGCCCUGGGUGUUAUAUGUAAUAUUCACACUCUCUCACUUUCUCUCUCUCUGUCUCUCACACACACACACACACACACCAACCACACUUUCCUGAGGCAUGUGUUUAUGAAGGGAAGUGCACUGUCCCCUGAACACACAUCCAUAUAUCUGCCUUAAAACCCUUCUCUAAAAACUGCUGACAUUGAUUAGAUUUAGGCCGGUGGUGGUCUUAGCUACAUUCAAUUGUGUGACCUGACCCUUAAACCUUAAAUCUGUUCUUAUGUGUGCCUUGAAAUCACACAGCGUGCUUAUUUGGCAGCUUUCACAUGUAAAGGAUUUUGUGUCUUAUGUGUUUGGUGGGCCUGUUUUUAAAGCAGUCAUCUCAAUGAAGGGCGCUGCAUGUAGGCUACUAUUGUUUCUUAUAACUAGUUAGUACCAUUCAAAUGCUAUGAGUUGGUGCAGUUUAUCCAUUCCUGUAAUCUUGUUCACUAUUUUUUUUUUUUUUUGAGAAUCUGUCAUGGAGUUGUUCUGCCGAUAACAGCCUUAAGAAAGGGAGACGGCUUCUGUCCUCUGUCAACCUUUCUGGAACAUGGACUGUUGUGAUUAUGAAUGUAUGAAUAUUUUUCCUUCUAACAAAUUGUAUUUGAUGUCAGUGCCCGUUAAACAGGGUUACAGAAUGUGGAUAGUAAAUAUGUGAAAUAAUAAA